Messenger RNA from Gastrolobium bilobum, 1878 nucleotides. RefSeq names its product very-long-chain aldehyde decarbonylase CER1-like. Gene Ontology annotation, molecular function: oxidoreductase activity; iron ion binding. The record is from RefSeq and is a predicted model, not a curated record. Lineage: Eukaryota; Viridiplantae; Streptophyta; Magnoliopsida; Fabales; Fabaceae. Bases 1 to 1878 code for a protein of 625 amino acids. The transcript is spliced from 10 exons. Gene Ontology annotation, biological process: lipid biosynthetic process.
AUGGCGUCCAAGCCUGGCAUACUAACUAAUUGGCCAUGGAAGCCUCUUGGGAGUUUUAAGUGGGUGAUUUUGACACCAUGGAUUGUACACAGCACCUAUUCUUUCCUAGCAAAAGAUCCAAAGGAGAGGGACCUUAGUUACUUCCUCAUCUUCCCAUAUAUGAUGGUGAGAAUGCUACACGACCAGAUUUGGAUCACUCUGUCUCGGUAUCGAACUGCCAAAGGCAAAAACAGAAUCGUUGACAAGGGCAUUGAGUUUGAACAAGUUGAUCGAGAAAGCAAUUGGGAUGACCAGAUCUUGUUCAAUGGGCUCUUGUUUUAUAUAGGUCAUAUGCUAAUUCCAGAAUCUUCUCACUUGCCCUUGUGGAAAACAGAUGGUGUUGUUAUCACAGCUUUGUUGCAUGCUGGACCAGUGGAGUAUCUUUAUUAUUGGUUACACAGAGCACUUCAUCACCACUUCCUCUAUUCUCGUUACCAUUCUCACCAUCAUUCAUCCAUUGUUACAGAACCCAUUACUUCUGUGAUCCAUCCAUUUGCCGAACACAUGGCCUACUUUGUGCUAUUUGCCAUUCCACUAUUAACAACAAUAGUUACAAGAACAGCAUCCAUAGCAUCCUUUGCAGGCUAUCUCGCAUACAUUGACUUCAUGAACAAUUUGGGACACUGCAAUUUCGAGUUCAUUCCAAAGGCUAUCUUCUCCACCUUUCCCUUCCUAAAGUAUCUCAUGUAUACGCCAUCGUUCCACUCACUGCAUCAUACACAGUUUCGGACAAACUACUCACUUUUCAUGCCCUUUUAUGAUUACAUUUUUGGAACCAUGGACAAGACUACAGACACCACAUAUGAAAUAUCCUUGAAGAAAGAAGAAGGAUCCCCAAAUGUGGUACAUCUAACACACCUUACAACCCCUGAGUCCAUCUAUCAUCUAAGGUUGGGAUUUGCUUCCUUAGCAUCAAGACCCCAAUCUUCUACAUGGUACCUCUAUUUGAUGUGGCCAUUCACUCUUUGGUCUGCUCUUGUGACUUGGUUUUAUGGUCAAACAUUUGUUCUGGAGAGGAACGCUUUCCAAAUGCUCAAUUUGCAAUCAUGGGUUAUACCAAGAUUCCAUGUACAAUACCUUUCCAAAUGGCAAAGAGAAGCAUUAAACGAACUUAUUGAAGAAGCAAUAAUUCAGGCAGAGUUGAGCAAAGUUAAGGUUUUAAGUCUUGGUCUUUUAAACCAGGGAGACAAGCUGAAUAAAUAUGGGGAGCUUUACAUUCAAAAAUAUCCCCAGCUUAAGAUAAAGAUUGUGGAUGGCAGUAGCUUAGUUGUGGCCAUUGUUCUUAACAGUAUUCCCAUAGAGGCAACCCAAGUGCUUCUUUGUGGUAAACUUACUAAGGUUUCGUAUGCCAUUGCCAAUGCUUUAUGUGAAAGGGGUACGAAGGUUACAACAAUGUACAAGGAUGAUUAUGACAAUCUUCAAUUAAGGCUCUCCACUGAGUCCAAAAAGAAUUUGGUUUUCCCGGGAUCCUAUACUGCAAAGAUAUGGGUAGUAGGAGACCAAUGUAAUGAGGCUGAACAAAAAAAGGCACCAAAAGGAUCAUUGUUUAUCCCUUUUUCACAAUUCCCUCCGAAGAAACUGCGCAAAGACUGCUUCUACCAUAGCACACCAGCCAUGAUAACUCCCCCUUCUUUAGAGAAUGUGCACUCUUGUGAGAAUUGGUUGCCAAGAAGAGUGAUGAGUGCGUGGCGUAUUGCUGGAAUAGUGCAUGCUUUAGAAGAUUGGAACGUUAAUGAGUGUGGAGACAUCAUGUUUAGCAUUGAGAAAGUAUGGCAAGCAAGUCUUCAUCAUGGGUUUAGGCCAUUGAAGAUUAAUCCCCUUACUUCAAUUCUAAAUUAA